Molecule: messenger RNA, 1640 nt
Organism: Rotaria sp. Silwood2
Lineage: Eukaryota; Metazoa; Rotifera; Eurotatoria; Philodinida; Philodinidae
Source: the annotation of a GenBank genome assembly
AUAGAAAAAUCGAUAAAAUAUUAUUUUCUAUAUGUCAAUUUAUAAAAAUAGAUUUUCUUAAAUCUUUCUAUAAGAAAUUAAUAUAGCUCGUUAAAGGCUUUUGGUAUAAUCGAAGUAUUUAUUUUAUAUUUAACUUUAAUUUAAAACAAAUUAAUAAUUCUCGAUUAAUAUCUAAAUGAAGAAUUAGCUUUUUUCUUCAAUAGUAAAUAUAUUUAAAUUCUAUUCAAAACAAAAUCAUAUUUUCUCUUUAUCAUUAAUAAAUAGAUUAAAAUAAUUUAAAUUAAAUAAAUAUUGUUUUUUGUCUGUUGAUGUUUUAAGUAUUUAAUAUGAUAAUUAAUAUAGUUUAAAUAGUAUAAUGUGAAAAAAAUUAAAAAAAAGAAAACGAAAUUUGUUUUUUUAAGAAAAAGAGAUAAGAAAUAAGAAAUAAGAAAUAAGAAAUAAGAAAUAAAUUAAAAUUAUUUUUAAUAAAUAUAUAUAUAUAUAUAUAUUUAGAGAAAGAGAUUGAAAAUAAAAUAUAUUAUUAUUAGAAAUAAAUCAAUAUUAAUUUAAUAUUAAAAAUAAAUUUAUUUUUAUUUAAUUAAAUAAAUAAAUAAAAUAAUUUAGAUGUAAUGAUGUUCAAGAAUUAACAUCAAUAAUAAGUCAAUUUAAUGAUUUAUCUGCAACAGCUCGUGUUGGUGGUACAUUAACAAGUACAAUGGAUGCAAUGCUUGCUGAUAUUCAAUUAAAAUCUUCAAAAUCUCUUGAAAUAUUUCAUAAUCAAUGUCCAAAUUUUUCUCAUUUAAUGGAUAAUGAUCGUUUUGAUCUAGCAUUUUUUCGUUUAAGAACAGAAUUAAAACAUUUUGAACAUGAAUUAGCAUGGAUAUUACGACAAUGUUUUUCACGUGCAACAACACUUUCAAGUAAAUUAACAUUAUUAAAUGUUUUUUAUGGUGCAUAUCAAAGAGAAGUUGUUCAACGUGCACUUAUACAUGAACAACAAUGGAUUAUUGAUAAUCUUAAACAAGAAUUUCAAUUAGUUGCUCAAUUAGUUAAUUCAUCUAAUAUGAAUUAUUUACAUUGGCCACCAUUAUCAAGACAAUUACUUUAUUUAUAUGGUCUUAAACAAAGAAUUGAUUUAUUUAUGAAUCAAUUUAUUGAACUUUGUCCAAAAAUAGUUCAAAGUGAUAUUGGAUGGGAAAUUCGAGAAGCUUAUAGAAUUGCUAAAGAUAAAAUUCAACGAAGUGAAGAUGAUCUUUACAAUAAAUUAGAACAAUCAGCAACAAGUCAAAUAAGUGAUCUAUUACUUCAACCUGUUUUUGUAUGUACCUUAUUUUUUUUUAACAAUAUUAUAUUUAAUUUAAUUUAAAAGACUAAAAGAGAGAUAUUAACAAAACACAAAAAAGAUUUAAGGUGCAUCCAAUGCAAAAUUCAAGCAAAAUUUUGUUUUUGUUUUUAAAUACAUCAUUGGAUAGAACAAGUGACGGCGAUCACGAAUAUCUGGUUUAAAACUUUUCUAGAUGCUGUCUUGAGUCCAGAAAACCAGAAAAACUUUCGGCUUCUGAAAAACCACUUUUUUCAGUGGUUUUCCGUAAAAUGCGAUUUUGAGACCCAAGACAUCAUCUAUUUAAUUUAAAAAGGACAUAUUCUUGUUCAGCGUGAAA